Lytechinus variegatus (green sea urchin) is the source of this 3465-nucleotide messenger RNA. RefSeq names its product E3 ubiquitin-protein ligase Trim36-like. The transcript has 10 exons. NCBI's taxonomy places the organism in Eukaryota, Metazoa, Echinodermata, Echinoidea, Temnopleuroida, Toxopneustidae. Gene Ontology annotation, molecular function: zinc ion binding; protein binding. The coding region runs from base 97 to 2685 and encodes 862 amino acids. The record is from RefSeq and is a predicted model, not a curated record.
CAUGCAAAGUUAUUACGAGAAAAAAUCAGGACGAUAUUAGAGAGUUCUGUGCAGUAUUUUCCAUUUACAAACGAUAUUGUAAACCGUCUUUCCACCAUGGCUAGUAACAUGGAGCACCUCGAGCGAGAGCUCAUCUGUCCGAUCUGCAAUGAUUACUUCACCACACCACUCCUUCUUCCAUGCAAUCACAAUGUGUGCCACCGAUGUGCCAAGGCACAGCUCACCGGUAACUCCGGACGUUGCAGCUUCCACGCCUCCAGCGAAAGUCUCCAGUCAGUCGAUACCAACCAUGAGACGACCACGCCCACUUCCUCGAGACCGAGCAGCGCAGCAGCCAAUCGCAAGUCCCGAAAGUUGUCGCUGACGUCACUAUCGAGCACGCCCACCUCUCCGUUGGACACGCCCGGCGGAGGCUUCAACACGGCGAACAGGAGUUCGAUGAGGAGAUCGUUCCGGGAAAGGAAGAGUGUGACGGGUUCUGGUCCGAUUACGCCAAGGGAUAAAGUUGGCACGAAGUCCAAAAAGCUUGGCACAUCAGGAUUAGGAUCGAGGCCAGAAUCGCCUAUUUCUGAAUCCUCUCGUCCCGAUUCACCCAGAGGUGAUGCGAUGACUGGUCCACUUGAGACUCCAAGGGGACGAAAAGGAUCCACGGGUAGCGUUACCAGUCUGGGAAGCAGAUCAGAUUCUUUCAGUGGAACGCUUGGAAUGAGAGGAAGAACACCAUCGACGGGAAAACUGAAUGGCCCGACGGCAACAUCGAUCCACUGCCCGACCUGCGAUGAGGAAGUUCAUCUGGGAGAUAAAGGCAUCAAUGGUCUCUUCAGGAACUUCGCCUUGGAGGUCGUUGUCGACAGGUAUAAGUUGGCAGCCAAGAAGGCCGCUAGUAUCCCCUGUGGCUCUUGCAAGAAAAAACCGCCUGAGGAUGCAGCCAAAAGCUGUCUGGAUUGUAAGUCACCUUACUGUACGGAGUGCUUCGCCAUAUAUCAUCCUUGGGGGACACCACGAGCUCAACAUGUCUGCAUUGGUCCCACCUAUAACUACAGACCAAAGACCCUGAUGUGCAAUGAUCACCAUGGAGAGAAGAUCACCAUGUACUGUGAGGGAUGUCAUAAACCAAUCUGCCACAGGUGCAAGUUCAGCGGGUCACAUGCCGAUCACAAAGUUUCCAUCAUAGAAAGAAAAUACGCUGCAAUGAAGGAAAAGAUGGAACAGACGAUCAGUGCCAUUGCAAAACGGCGGCAAAACAUCACGGAUCAGGUGGAGAAACUUGAGAGGAUUUCAUCUUCUAUUGAAGAGAGUGCAGGCGCAAUGCAGAAGGCGUUGGCUGAAGCCUUGGAACUGUUACAAUCAACGCUCAGCGAAAGACACACUGACUUGACGCAGAGGGCGUCUGAGGAGGUGACCCAAAGGACACAGAACAUCCGCAAAGUAUUGGACACCUACAAGGAUGUCCUCCAGGGAUGCAGCGUUGCCGACCUGGCUUCUGAACUGCUGAAGGAAACUGACAAGGCUAUGUUUGUACAAGCUGCCAAACCUCUCGUUGGAAGAUUGGUGCAAACGGCCAAGUCGCUCAAGCAAACAGAGGAGAUGUGUGAAAAUUACGAGACAUUUGGUGACUUCCAGCUAGACUCGACAUGUGCUCUCAAAUCUCUUCGGGAACUUGAUUUCAUCAAAGCUCCGGGACAACCAGUAUUACAGCCAAAAGCUUCCAAUCCCCACGCCUGCCUUGAAUGGAUACCAUCGACCGACGGGGGCGCUGUUGAUUCUUAUACAGUGGAGUACCUGAAGCUGGAAAGCAGCAAACAGGCGGAAGAAGGUUUAGAAAGACCGACCAGUCUCCCGCUCAACAAUGGCAAUGGCGACCAAGGCGCGUCUGAAAGUGAUGACGAGUGGACGAAGGUCUCGGACCUGACAGACUGCCGGUAUGAGCCAAGGAAUCUAGAGAUGGACACCUCCUACAAGUUCAGAGUGAAGGCUUUUAAUCCGGCUGGUACCAAGUCCAGCGAUUGCAUACUCUUGAAAACACCACCGGCUCCAGUGCUACCUUUUAAAUGGACCCAAUGCCAGUCAAGCGUGCCUCAUAUUUCAUCAAAGGUUCGGAAAGAUGGCCAAGAGGUCUUGGUGUCGCCAACAUCAACCAUGUUUUCAUCGAACUCCGGCUCAUUCCCGACCUCGCCCAUUGCACUGGAACCCGUCCACUUUGUAGGGGACAAGAAACUAACGUCGGGAAAGCACUACUGGGAGGUCCAAGUUGAUAAGGCCACUCUCGCUAUCCACGUUGGUAUAGCAAGUGAGCGUAUGGCGGAGCGCUUCAGCCGCAGCAGUGACGGCGACGCCAUUGCAGAUCGCGACAGCGGACACGACAGUUGCGACGAACUCGACGACGAGGUCUCGCUGCAAGAUCCCACGGUUUUCGUCACACAUUGCAUGGGCAAAUUGACGCUGCCGUCACCGACGUCAUCACCGCGAAAGACCUCGAAUAAGGCAUCGUCGAAACCUUCGAGUCCGAGGACAUGUAGUAUUCAAUCUAAUGUUGUUGGUGUGCUCUUAGACGCUGAAGCAGGUAGAGUGUCCUUCUACGAUGGUUCUUCAAAGGAAUGUCUUUUCUCUAGGAAAAUCAAGGUAUCUGGUGGGAUCCAACCAGCUCUUACCAUCGUCGGGUCAGGAACAGUUAGAAUGAAUUAGCGAUGGUGUACUAUCCGCUGCUAUUUUCCCCUGAUCCACCAAUCUUAUUGAUUUUUUUUUCGCAUGAUGGUUCGUCGAGGUAAUGCCGCUUCCCAUCAGGAAAAUCAAGUUAUCUGGUGGGAUCCAACCAGCUCUAACCACCGUCGGGUCAGGAACAGUUAGAAUGAAUUAGCGAUGGUGUACUAUCCGCUGCUAUUUUCCCCUGAUCCACCAAUCUUAUUGAUUUUUUUUUCGCAUGAUGGUUCGUCGAGGUAAUGCCGCUUCCCAUCAGGAAGAUCAAGGUAUCUGGUGGGAUCCAACCUUCUCUUACAAUCGAACAUUUAUGGUAAAUGUCCAAUGGCAUUUGCCUUGAAUCAUCAGUCGUCUGGUGGCUGGGACGCUGGCUUACCUUACGAUGAACGAGCUUUAUCAGAGUAAUGUGCUGUAUUCAUUCGUGGGCUUCGAUACAUGACAUUACGCUAUUAUUAUUUUCUCUUUUUUUAGGGGGGGUCGCUGAUCUAAUUAUGUGGAAGUGAUCUCAAUAAACCUUAGUAUCAGCGUAUAUUCAAACAAUGACCUCUGGAUUUAUUUUCAUACAACUAAACGCCAAAUUCUGAAAUUGAAAAUAAUUAUUGCCAAAGUCGUAGACCUAACUCUUCACAGACAAUGUUCGAGAGGCCUUUGUUAUGAUUAAGUUAUCAUUAUGUAGUCUAUAACUUAACAUUAUCAAGCACUUAUCAUUUUUCCCCUCGAUUUGGUCUUUGUGUUGCUAGGUAACUGUUCAAUCAAUGAUACAAAAUG